This is a messenger RNA of Neurospora hispaniola, 2856 nucleotides long. RefSeq lists its product as uncharacterized. The transcript has a single exon. Gene Ontology annotation, biological process: mitotic spindle organization; cell population proliferation. Gene Ontology annotation, cellular component: cytoplasm. The record is from RefSeq and is a predicted model, not a curated record. The coding region runs from base 238 to 2742 and encodes 834 amino acids. NCBI's taxonomy places the organism in Eukaryota, Fungi, Ascomycota, Sordariomycetes, Sordariales, Sordariaceae.
GCAAGACUACCUCUCGACCUGGACGUCAAUCGCAGUCCACACUUUUGCUCAUUUCCUGUGAUGAAGGAAUCCCUCUGAAUCCACAACCACCAUCGACCGCGACCAAGACCCGAUUCAUCCCCCACUAUUUCCGCCUUCGACUAGUCUAGGGGAAUACCUCGGGGGCUGUAGCAAGCAAGGCACGCCACGCUUGGUUUGGUUACGCCCUCGUCUGCGGCUCUGACGACGCAGAUUAGGAUGCUUGGGCCGCUUUCGCCGAUGCCGACUGCUGUUCCUCUCAAUCUUUCAACCCCUAUUAGCAACCGUCGACAAGAAAUUUCCGACAUCAUGGAUAUGGAUCUAGAUGACGCUCCUUCGAGGAGAAACAAUACACAACAAACUACCGCGGGCGACAACGCCGACAACAGCAAGAGCAGCGAAGCUGACAACACGACAUCGCCGCCCAUCGGUCGUGAUCCCUCGCCGCCGAAAUCUGCCCGCCCCAUGUCGCGCAUCAUCUCUGGCAACGAGCUCUCCCCUCUCAAGAUUCUCCAGCACCAGGCGCAACCGCAGCCAUUGCCGGAAAGCGCCGACUCCCCUCUAUCGCCCGUGGCAAAGAGUAUGGCCCCGCCCCCGCUUCCCCAAAGCGCCCGCAAAACACCCAUCAAGCGUUUCCCCGUCAAGGUCAACCCUUCAUUGCCUGGCAGCGAGACGACGCGCUCCUCGUCACGAGACUCGCAAGAUCGUCGGAUAAGCCUGCAGGACGUGAUACGUGAAAACGGAGGCAUCAAGCAAGCCAUCGACAUAUUCGAGGACGACGAUGUUGACAUGACCGGCAUCGAGGGAGACAGUGGUUCUAAGGACACACUGCUACAAAAUACGUCAGGCAAUAGCACGGGCAGCGAACAUGAACAGGCGACACGCGAAGAAUCCGUCUGCGAAGGGAACGAUACCAUUGUUAGCACAUUCAGCACAUUUUCGGCUGUCCCAGACCUCACCAAGUUUUCACAUAUGCGAUCCGAGAGCGCAAGCAGGUUCUCGGUGCUCGGUGGAGGGGUGUCGCCUGCAAAACAGACACCGCGCGUAAACGGCCUGGUGCCGGACAAUAAAACAACGACCGGGAAGAAGAGAGACUUCGACUCGGGCAACGCCUCAAACCUGCUAGACUUUACGGAUUCGUCACGAUAUGGAGGCUAUGGAGCACCACAGGCGUCGCCCACACGCCGUACCCAGUUCGCGUCGCCGCGGCCUGGUAGCACUGACACCACGACGCCCCAACGCCCGGGCAGCAACCUUUCCAACAUUCUCGAUUUCGACAUCCCACCGAUGCCGACACCGCGUAGCGUCCCAACUAUUACCCCGCGCGAACUCGAAACCCUGAAAUCGGGCUUCCUUUCUGAGAUCAGCAGCCUCAAGGCCUCGCUGAGCGGCAAGGAAGCAGAAGUCACGUCGCUGAAAACCGCUGUGAGCGACGCCGAGAAGCGGGUCGGCGAGUGCAUGGAACGGCUUCACGAGGUGGAGAGCAUGCAUGAGUCACUAGAGGCUGAGAAAAAUACCUGGGAGCGACGGGGGCGAGAAAUGGAGGCCGUGUUGCGGCAGGUCAAGGAGGAGAUUGUGCUCGGUCGGCGCGAGAGGGAGGAGCUCGAGUUCAAGCUGGACGAGGCCGAGAAGCGUCGGGAGGCGGCCGAGAUGAUGGCCCAGGAUGCCGAGAGCAAGAUGGCUGGCAUGCGUGCUGGUAAGGCCAGCGCGGAGGCCGCUGCUCACGAGUCGCCUGAUAAGGCAAGGGGACAGCCAUCAUCCAACAAAGAGGUGGAGAUGGCGGUGGAACGCGUGGCUCGUGAGCUUCAUGCGCUGUACAAGAGCAAGCAUGAAACCAAGGUGGCGGCGCUCAAGAAAAGUUACGAGAGUCGCUGGGAGAAGAAGGUGCGCGACUUGCAGACGCAGGUGGACGAGCUUGGCCGGGAGAACGAGGAGUUGCGAAAACAGAGGGACCAAGAUAAGACGGCGUUGGCGACCCUUAACCCGGCGCGGCUUACUGAGCUGGAGGAGGAGCGCAAGGCCGAUCGGGCGCGGAAUGCCGUGCAGAUCAGGGAGUUCGAGGCCGAGGUGGAGAAGCUCGUGGCUAUUCUCCAAACAGUCAAGGACGAUAACGACGAACUCAGGGCACUCUUGGAACAGGAGAGAGUUGAAAAGGGAGAACUAGUUCGUCUCGCCGAGGAGAUGAUGAGUAUGCAACAAGAACCGCCCGCGCCCGCGCCCGCGCCCGCACCUGCGCCUACCCACCUAUCGACCUCCAAUGGCCGGGGACGUGCCGACCGUAGGGGAAGCGAUGUCAGCGCCACUAGUAACGGCGACAGCGGUCAUCACGCGCCGCAGCCAGCGAGUAUGACCUCCAAGAUUGGAGCGAAGCCACGACUUGGUCUCGGAGGUGGGCCGGGAGCGGUACGUGCGCCCAUAAAGACACAGUCAGCAUCCGGAAUUGCUCCUCCGUCGGGCAUGGAGGGGGCCUUCCGGGCUGGUGGUGUCGGACGCCCAACUAGCAUGAGGGCGCCUGGAGGAAGUGGUCUCGGGCUGAAGGUCUCGGCGGGGACUAGAAUUGGGCUCGGUGGCGGCUCGGGUCAUGGAAGGGCUCAGAGCGCUACGACAUCAGGACCAAAUGGCGUGAGUGGGUUGCCGCGGCCGGGGUCGGGGAUGGGAUUGAGAGGUAGCGGGACCUUGGGUGGUGGUGGCUUCGGUGGUACGGGAGGUUAUCGGGGACACUGAGGAAGUGUGACCAAGCCUACUACAAGGACUAUCCAAGCCAAGCCUGGUUGCCCUCUUGUUAUGAAGGUUUCGAAGCAGCAAGACAAAGGAGGUGGAAACGAGGGGAGCAAUGGU